UAAGUUUGGGCUUCACCUUCCACUCAACCCAACAAUCCUACCGUUACAACCCAAAUCCCAAAUCAAUCCCACUCCGCCAUUGCCAACAAUCUCGAGCUCCUGAGACCCCAAAUCAACACCUCUUCGCCGGAAAAUGUUUAAGCACAAGAAACCCACUUCACCACCAGCAAAUGCCUCCCACAGCUUCUUCUUCCCUCAGCUGGAGAACCACCAUCAAACAAUCUCAGCUCGCUUCCCAAAUCUCCUCCGUCCUCUUACAACGACGCAACUGGGUCCCGCUCCUCCGCAGCCUCAGCCUCUUCCCCAAGCUGACGCCGCCGCUCUUCCUCCAAAUCCUCCGUAAAACCCAGAACAACCCGCAAGUCUCCGUGGAGUUCUUCAACUGGGCCAAAGCGAAUUUACGGUUCGAACCGGACCUCAAAUCCAAAUGCCGGAUCGUCCAACUCUCUCUUGGGUCAGGUCUUAUACGAGCCGUGAAACCCAUCUUGGAUUCUCUGAUCCAGACCCAUCACGUAACGGAGCUUCUGCAGAGCUUCACUCAGGCAUGUGAAGGUACAGAUUCUCAAUCCGAAACGUUGAGUUUUGUUCUUGGAUGCUAUUCGAGAAAGGGUUUGUUUAGAGAAGGAUUAGAAGUGUUUAGGAAGAUGAAUUCUCUCGGUUUUGUUCCUUCUGUUGUUUCGUGCAACGCUCUGCUUAAUGCAAUUCAGAGAGAAAACGAGAUUAGAUUGGCUUGGUGUUUCUAUGGCGUUAUGUUCCGGAAAGGGGUUUUAGGAGACAGGUUUACGUGGUCUCUCGUUGCUCAGAUUCUUUGUAAAGAUGGAAAAUUUGAGAGAAUUGUUAGGAUUUUAGAUUCGGGCGUUUAUAAUUCUGUAAUGUAUGAUCUUCUUGUAGAUGGUUAUAGCAAAAGUGGCGAUUUUGAUGCUGCAUUUUACCGCUUGAAUGAGAUGUGUGAUCGAAAAAUGGACCCAGGGUUUAGUAUUUAUAGCUCUGUUCUUGAUGGAGCAUGUAAACUUGGGGCUGUGGAAGUGGUUGAAAGGGUGAUGAAUACUAUGAUAGAGAAGAAAUUGCUUCCAAAAAGUUGUUUCUCUGAGUAUGAUUCGAUAGUUGAGAAGCUUUGUGAGUUGGGUAAAACGAGUGCAGCUGAGAUGUUCUUUAGGAAGGCAUGUGAUGAGAAAAUUGGAUUGCAGGAUGCUACGUAUGACCUUGUGCUGAAAGCAUUGACUAAUGAAGUGAGAACAAAAGACGCAAUUCAUGUGUACUGUCUGAUUUCUGAAAGGGGUAUUGUAGUGGAUGACAGUAGUUAUAGUGCAUUUGCAGACCUCCUUUGCAAGGAACUGCGGUCUGAUGAAGGGUUCGAGUUGUUAAUGGAUGUUAUAAGAAGAGGGUUUUGCCCGUGUGCAUCGGAAUUGUCUGGAUUUAUAUCGUUUCUAUGUCGUAGGGGUAGAUGGAGAGGGGCUGAAGAUCUGUUGAAUGUAGUUAUAGACAAGGGGCUUCAACCGGACUUGGAUUUGAUUUGUUGUUCGUCAUUGGUGCGGCGUUACUGCUCUAGAAGACAGAUUGAUUCGGCUCUUGCAUUGCAUAACAAAAUGGAAAAAUUGGAUGGCAGUUUGGAUGCAGCAACCUACAAUGUACUUCUCAGUGGACUAUUUGCAGCAAGGAGGAUUGAAGAAGCAAUUAGAGUGUUCGAUUACAUGAGACAGCGCGGUUUGAUGAGCAGUGCAAGCUUUACGAUCAUGAUUCGCGGGCUUUGUGGUGUGAAGGAAUUGAGAAAGGCUAUGAAACUUCAUGAUGAAAUGUUGAAGAUGGGGCUUAAACCUGAUGCAGCAACUUAUAAACGGUUGAUUUCUGGAUUCCAAGUAACCUUAUCGAACUUACAAACUAUAAGUGAGGAUAAUGAAGCAAAAUGAGUUUUGUAAUCCUUAUUUCUUUUCUGUCAAAUGCAAUUCUUGAUUUUUGGAUA
Molecule: messenger RNA, 1960 nt
Organism: Pyrus x bretschneideri (Chinese white pear)
Lineage: Eukaryota; Viridiplantae; Streptophyta; Magnoliopsida; Rosales; Rosaceae
Product: pentatricopeptide repeat-containing protein At4g21170
Exons: 1
Coding region: 171-1907 (578 amino acids)
Molecular function (GO): protein binding
Source: RefSeq, a predicted model, not a curated record